Messenger RNA from Hyposmocoma kahamanoa, 1674 nucleotides. RefSeq names its product F-box/LRR-repeat protein 7-like. Bases 195 to 1235 code for a protein of 346 amino acids. Gene Ontology annotation, cellular component: SCF ubiquitin ligase complex. Lineage: Eukaryota; Metazoa; Arthropoda; Insecta; Lepidoptera; Cosmopterigidae. The transcript is spliced from 2 exons. The record is from RefSeq and is a predicted model, not a curated record. Gene Ontology annotation, biological process: SCF-dependent proteasomal ubiquitin-dependent protein catabolic process. Gene Ontology annotation, molecular function: protein binding.
CUCGCUAGAAUUCCCGAUUAAUGGAUUGAAGGGAAGAGUGAGCAACAAAAUAAUUGAGUAGCCAAAAUUAGACGUGGAAAUGAUUUGCAAUUUAUGCUAUAGUAGACUAAGUACGUAGUUUGUAAAUUGUUUACAGAAUUACCUCUUCUAAUCAGCAGUAAACUGGUGUUGUAACAUUUAUUUUGGUUUCGAAGAUGACUGCUACAGAUGUAGAAAUGGUUUCCGAAGACAUCAACAUUCUUCCAGACGAGUUGAUUAUAAAUAUCUUUAAAUUCUUACCAUUAGACGCUAUUCUAGCGUGUGAGAAUGUUUGUCAGCGCUGGAAGAAAUUGGCAAAAGAUGUGACGCUAUGGAAGAACAUUACAAUAGUAUACUCUGGUAAACCAGGCCAAAGUGAAGUAAGCGCUAAAAAUUUACUAAUUAUUCAGUCACACUGUACAUACAUAUGCUGUUUACGGCUGCAAUAUGUUUACAGUUACUCAGUCAUAGCAUCCAUUUUAGAGAAAUGUAAUAACUUAGUUUCUCUUGAACUUGUUAUGUGCAGAAUUGGCAAAGAGUUUGAAGUAGACAUUGCAAGAUGGCCAAAUUUAAAGAAGCUAAGCAUGAAGAAUUCUCUGUUACUGCAGACCAGUACAGAUCUGAAUAUUCAGUAUGACCAGUUCAAGUAUCUCAACCAUUUAUCUUUAUCUGAAUUUGGCCUUAAUUCAACGAACAGUGAAAGUUUACUAUGUUGCAAAUAUUUAAGUCACAUUUACAUUGAGAAAAUAAGAGGUCUUGAUUUGGAAUUUAUAAUGAAACUGAUUUUGGCUCAGCAGAAGGUUUUGGUAACUUUGCAUAUCUAUGGAGAUAACGCAGUAAACAAUGAAUGCCUCAAAAUGUUAUCUCAUUGUCCAAUGUUGAAAGACUUGGCUAUAAUUAGGUGUGAAAAUCUUACUGACGAAGGACUAAUAGCCCUUACAAAUUUUAAACGUUUAGAUCAUUUGCAAAUAUGGAAUAAUGCAAACUUUACUGAAGCUAAUUUGUUGAGGGCUCUAGGAAGUCCCGCAAUGGUAACUCUGCAAACUUUAAGCCUCUCCAGAAUACGAAACAUAUCGCCUGUUAUAGUGGAUGUCAUUUCGGAAUAUUACAAGAAUUUGAAGUUCCUAGCCUUGUACAUGUGCCCAAGGAUCAUUAAUACGGAUUACGAAAAGCAAUUGAAAUUGAAGUUCAAUAAUAUUGACGUGGUAUUGUACUGAUGCAGCACCUAAAUAUAUAAUAUGGCAGAGUUAAAAGGCUGGCUAGUGGUCAGAAUUUCUUGUUAAUUGUUUUAUGUGGUAAGUGCUAAAGCCAUGAUUUUUAUAGGUGAAAAUGAUUUUAGGAAAAGACCACACAUUUUUAAAUCCAUAUUAUGUAUAUUUAUUGUAUCUGUAAUAAAUAAUGGCAUUUGUUUGAUACUCAUAAGAUUUUACAAUCAUAUAAUUAAAAUGUAAGGAGUCUUCAGCUCACUCCUGCUGUCUUUCAAUAAGAAAACGUAGCAAGUGGUUAUUUUAACUUUUAAUUAAAAAUAAAUUUGUAAAACUAUUCACUUAAAGCUACAAAAGAUGUUUUUUCUCAUUCCUUUACUAACCACAGAUCUUCAUCACAUUUUCUAGAGUGCUAAUUAUUCUCACUUUCAACAAAACUACUUCAAUUGUA